AUGGGUUUGCUUAAGGGAUGGAACGCGAAGAGAGAAGUGGAUAAAUUUGGAAAAUUGGAAAAAAAAAUACCAAAGCCUUUAACAAGAGUUGGUUGUCCUGAACGCCUGAGGGUCAAUUUAGACAAGUCUACGAACUUAUGGGUUGUACGAGACUUUGAGCCAGAGCAUAAUCACAAUUUAGCUUUGCCUCAUGAAAUCCAAUUCUUGAGAUCAAACAAGAAGGUCACUCAAGCAAUUGGUCAACCAAUUAUGUCAAUGAGAAGAUCGGGAAUACGAACUUGCUACAUAAUGAAUCACUUAGCUCAGGAAAGAGGAGGUCAGGAUUAUGUUCCUUUCCAAAAAAGGGACCUUUACAAUUGGAUUGGUCGAAAUGGACGACCUACGGAAAUAGAAAUAAACUCUGAGGGAGCAUUGGGAUACUUAGAAUGUCUAGCAAAACGAGAUAUUGAGUUUUAUGGCAUUUAUAGCACAGACAACAAUACAAGGCUAGCUAAUCUUUUUUGGUGUGAUGGGGUGUCGAGGCAGUAUUACCAAACUUUUGGAGAUGUUUUGGCUUUUGACACCACAUAUAAGACAAAUGCUUACAACAAGCCCUUACUCAUGUUUGUUGGUGUCAACCAUCACUUUCGAACUAUUAUGUUUGGUUGUGCUUUAUUAUGCGAUGAGAGUGCCUCGACAUUUGUCUGGGUUCUUCAGUGCUUCUUGAAUGUAAUGAACAAUAAACAUCCUAAGGUAGUUGUCACCGAUGGAGAUAAAGCAAUGCGAGAAGCAAUAAUAAAAGUAAUGCCAAAUACAGUGCAUCGUCUUUGUGGUUGGCGUCUAUCGACCAAUGCAUCAGCUAAUUGCACCAAUCCUUCAUUCAUGCAAGCAUUUAACCAUCUAAUGUAUCAUUAUUUCAUGGAUGAACAAGAAUGGGAGGACCAAUGGAAAUCAGUCAUUGAAGGUUUUCAAUUAGAAGACAAUGGCUGGAUGAAGACUCAAUACAAAAGGAAAACAAAUUGGGCGGAAACUUUUCUUCGAGGUAACUUUGUUGACGGAUUAAGAACAACCCAGAGAUGUGAGUCAACAAAUUCUUAUUUGAAUCAAUUCUUGACGAGUAAUUUGUGGCUAAGUGACUUUAUUGGACAAAUAGAUGCGGCAUUGCAGACUUUGCGUCAUCAAGAGAUGCAAGAUGACUUUCGAAGCAAUCACACAUCACCACAGCUUCUGAACCAUGUCUAG
This is a messenger RNA of Humulus lupulus (European hop), 1221 nucleotides long. Its product is annotated as protein FAR1-RELATED SEQUENCE 5-like. Gene Ontology annotation, biological process: regulation of DNA-templated transcription. The transcript has a single exon. Bases 1 to 1221 code for a protein of 406 amino acids. NCBI's taxonomy places the organism in Eukaryota, Viridiplantae, Streptophyta, Magnoliopsida, Rosales, Cannabaceae. The record is from RefSeq and is a predicted model, not a curated record.